CCCCCGGCGUCGCCGAGGCCCGCUGACAUCAGCCGCGCUCCUCCCCUCGCCUCCCAACACCCUCAGCUCCCGGCCGGACCCUCCCUCCUCCCACCACGUGUCCUCCCCGCUCCCUCCCGAGGGGCCGCGCGGACGGGAAGCCGGAGAGACGCAAAGGAUGGCGCUGUGACAGCCGGGCCGGAGCCCUUGGCGUCUCCACCCGCGGCCCCGGGCCGCGCCGGGGCGCUCCGCCUGGCGAAAUGGAAUCCACAGCCUACCCUCUCAAUUUCGUCCUGAAGGAAGAGGAACAAGAAGAAGAGAUUAGGAGCCGGGAACUGGAGGAUGGUCCCACAGAUAUGCAGAAGGUCCGAAUCUGCUCAGAGGGCGGAUGGGUGCCGGCCCUGUUCGAUGAGGUGGCCAUAUAUUUCUCUGAUGAGGAGUGGGAAGUUUUGACGGAGCAACAAAAGGCCCUCUACCGGGAGGUCAUGAGGAUGAAUUAUGAAACUGUCCUGUCCCUGGAAUUCCCAUUCCCUAAGCCCGACAUGAUCACUCGGUUGGAAGGGGAGGAGGAGUCUCAGAAUUCCGACGAAUGGCAGCUCCAAGGAGGAACCUUUGCAGAAAAUGAAGAAUCCGACCUGAAGCCCCCGGAUUGGGCAAGCCCGAUGCACACGGCCUCCCAGUUUCCCCAGCCUCAGCACCUGGACGGCUUUGGCCUCCGUCUGCCUCGGGACAUCACAGAGCUGCCCGAGUGGGGCGAGGGGUACCCCUUCUACAUGGCCAUGGGCUUCCCUGGCUACGACCUCUCGGCCGACGACCUGGCCGGCAAGUUUCAGUUCAGCCGGGGCAUGCGCCGUAGUUACGACGCUGGGUUCAAGCUCAUGGUGGUGGAGUAUGCGGAGAGCACUAAUAACUGCCAGGCGGCCAAGCAGUUUGGGGUGCUGGAGAAAAACGUCCGCGACUGGCGCAAGGUGAAGCCACAGCUGCAGAAUGCGCAUGCCAUGCGGCGCGCCUUCCGGGGCCCCAAAAACGGGCGCUUUGCCCUUGUGGACCAACGUGUGGCUGAGUACGUUCGAUACAUGCAGGCCAAGGGGGACCCCAUCACUAGGGAGGCCAUGCAGCUGAAAGCUCUCGAGAUCGCCCAGGAAAUGAACAUUCCAGAGAAAGGGUUCAAGGCCAGCUUGGGUUGGUGCCGCAGAAUGAUGCGAAGGUAUGACUUGUCUCUGCGGCAUAAGGUGCCGGUGCCCCAGCAGCUGCCCGAAGACUUGACUGAGAAGCUUGUCACCUACCAGCGAAGUGUCCUGGCCCUGCGAAGGGCGCACGACUACCAGGUGGCUCAGAUGGGAAAUGCAGACGAGACGCCCAUUUGCUUGGAGGUGCCCUCAAGGGUGACUGUGGACAACCAGGGUGAAAAGCCGGUCUUGGUCAAGACACCAGGCAGGGAGAAACUGAAAAUCACGGCUAUGCUUGGCGUCCUGGCUGAUGGGAGGAAGUUACCUCCGUACAUCAUUCUGAGGGGUACGUACAUCCCCCCCGGGAAGUUCCCCAGUGGCAUGGAAAUCCGCUGCCACCGGUACGGAUGGAUGACGGAGGACUUGAUGCAGGACUGGUUGGAAGUGGUGUGGAGGCGGAGGACUGGCGCCGUGCCCAAGCAGCGGGGGAUGCUGAUCCUGAACGGCUUCCGGGGUCACGCCACGGAUUCGGUGAAGAGCUCCAUGGAAAGCAUGAACACUGACAUGGUCAUCAUCCCGGGGGGCCUGACCUCGCAGCUGCAGGUGUUAGAUGUGGUGGUCUACAAACCGCUGAAUGACAGUGUCCGGGCGCAGUACUCCAAUUGGCUUCUGGCGGGAAACCUGGCGCUGAGCCCCACUGGGAACGCCAAGAAGCCGCCCCUUGGCCUCUUUCUGGAGUGGGUCAUGGUAGCGUGGAACAGCAUCUCAAGUGAAUCCAUUGUCCAAGGGUUCAAGAAGUGCCACAUCUCCAGCAACUUGGAAGAUGAAGAUGACGUCCUAUGGGAAAUUGAGAGCGAGUUGCCAGGAGGAGGGGAGCCACCCAAAGAGUGUGACACGGAGAGCCUGACAGAGAGCAACUGAGGGAAAGCCAAGCAAUUGGAACUGUGUUUGGAACAGUUGGGGAAGAAGGUCCUUAAGAAGAUUCCUCAUGGUGUGGAUGCAUGGAAGAAGGCCAUGGGGCUCAAACAGUGCAGGUCUGGACAGCAGCCCAGGUCUGGACAGCAGCCCGAGCAUCCCAUCCUGGGCAACAGCUCAACUCCGCCCAACAUCGAUGAGGUGCCAGAAAAGUCUAGGACCCUUAAUUCAUCAGAGACAUAGUUAGAAAAGAAACUACUUCUGCCUCAUUUUCUUGUUUUAGAGAUGACUUCAUGCGUCCGUUAAAGGAAACCUGUAAAUAGGAAUGAACAAAGGUAUUUCCUGGAGAUGAGACCAUUUGUUCAGCACCAACAAGAGACUUACAUACGGGCCCAGCUCCACUGCUUUCCUUUCUGUGGAGAAAACCUCAAGUAAAAUGUUUUUUCUUCUGCCUUUAAAAAUGCUUCCAUCAGUAGAACCUGUCCCCACACAGGUCAAGACUGCAGAGAAAGCUUUGUAGAAAUGGUCAUUUAUGUACACCUGCUACUUACACAUUGCCUCUUUUUGGAAAAAUGAGAUACUGAUGAUCAUAGCAAAAUUCAGACGUACUGGCCUGGAGCCAGCAGAUGGAUUUUCUAUAGACAAACUAGGUUAGUGUGGAAGAUACAGGUUAAAAUAAACUAUGCUGUUUUAUUUAUCUUCCCAAUCUGGUUGGCAGCUAAACUUUUUUAGGGUCUCAUUUAAUGGCCCUGUUUUUCCUUAUUAUAUUUAAUGAUCGGGUAGCAUUUAGUACACAAGCUCUUCUGUUCUCAGGCUGCCUGCUGGAGAAAUCACCAUAAAUUAUCUGCUGUCUACAUGGUACAAGGCUCACUGACUCUGAUACUUGUUAAUUUCUUUUUGUUUUGUUUUAUCAUAAGGGUGGUGAGAGGGCUUGAGCCUUUAGCCACAGCUGUCUCAAGACUUCUGAUCUUCUAUCCUGCAGAAAUAGGUGGGAGGCCUUUGAAUUUUUACACUAUAGUAAUUUGCAUUCCCACAUAAGUUGAGUGUUAUGAAAACAUUCCUUCAAAGCUAUUUGUGCUACAAAAAAUAUGCCAGAACCUCAUAGACAAAGCCAUUGCUAUAAAUGUCAUUCCAAUGUCAAAGCUGGAUAAAAGACUACCAUAACCACUUUCCCUUCCAGCAGACCCAGCUCAUUUAUAUAUUAUGCUGUUCUUGGCAUCUUGAAACACCUAUUUCUACUCAGGUACUCAUUUUCCUAUUAGUCAUUCUUUUUAAAACCAGUUUUCCUCUAAGAGGGGAAAUUUCACUUAACUUCUUAUAUCUGAAUAACUUUGAAUGUUUGUUUCCCCAUUUGCUUUUACCUCUACUGUAUUGUCAUCUCAAAUGGCAUCUAAAUCCAGUUGUGUUUCAUUCCAAAAGUUUUCAUUCCCUCCCAUUUCACUUAAUUUAUCCUCCACUGUUCUGGUUUCUGGUCUUUUCCUCUUUAUGUCCUAUUUUACUUGCUUAGGGAGCUUAAAGGAUUUUCUAAGACCUAAUAUUUGGUUCCUGCACUGGAGCCAUAGUUAUAUUGCAGAGAAGAGUAGAAAAUGGGUUCAACUCCUGUUUCAUUCCACCAACACCUUCUUGAGUCUCAUCAUCAGCUGAUAGAUGAUGCCUUACAGGUUGCAUAGCACUGGAACUUGAAUAGAGUAAUGGCUCUACUGUCAGGGUUUUUCUGGGCUCAUUCUUCCACUGACUUAAUUAUGAUCUAUGCCUAACCGAGCCCUAGUACAACUAUUUUGCAGAAUGGCCUAGAGUUACUAUAGCACAUAUUGAGACAUAGUUGUACUCCCCAGUAGAUAGGAACUGACUCCAACAAUAAACUUUGAUAAUAAAGACAAUAA
Molecule: messenger RNA, 3946 nt
Organism: Sus scrofa (pig)
Lineage: Eukaryota; Metazoa; Chordata; Mammalia; Artiodactyla; Suidae
Gene: POGK
Product: pogo transposable element derived with KRAB domain
Biological process (GO): regulation of DNA-templated transcription
Cellular component (GO): nucleus
Molecular function (GO): DNA binding
Source: RefSeq, a predicted model, not a curated record